Molecule: messenger RNA, 3012 nt
Organism: Nycticebus coucang (slow loris)
Lineage: Eukaryota; Metazoa; Chordata; Mammalia; Primates; Lorisidae
Gene: SRPRA
Product: SRP receptor subunit alpha
Exons: 14
Coding region: 147-2060 (637 amino acids)
Biological process (GO): SRP-dependent cotranslational protein targeting to membrane
Cellular component (GO): endoplasmic reticulum membrane; signal recognition particle receptor complex
Molecular function (GO): signal recognition particle binding; ATP hydrolysis activity; GTP binding
Source: RefSeq, a predicted model, not a curated record
GAAGACGGCGGAUCUGAGCGGAAGUGCGGCUGAGCCGGUUUCCGGGGUUGCUGGUGUGACGUGUCCCGCGCCUGGCGCAGCAGGAAGCGGCGGCGAUCGCGGCCUGAGUUCUCUGUGCCGGCCCCAGUUGUUCUCCCGCUGCCGCCAUGCUAGACUUCUUCACCAUUUUCUCCAAGGGCGGGCUUGUUCUCUGGUGCUUUCAGGGUGUGAGCGACUCUUGCACUGGGCCGGUUAACGCGUUGAUUCGUUCCGUGCUGCUGCAGGAGCGGGGAGGUAACAACUCUUUCACCCAUGAGGCACUCACACUCAAGUAUAAACUGGACAAUCAGUUUGAGCUGGUGUUUGUGGUUGGUUUUCAGAAAAUCCUAACACUGACAUAUGUGGACAAAUUGAUAGAUGACGUGCACCGGCUGUUUCGGGACAAGUACCGCACAGAGAUCCAACAACAAAGUGCUUUAAGUCUAUUGAAUGGCACUUUUGAUUUCCAAAAUGACUUUCUGCGGCUUCUUCGUGAAGCAGAGGAGAGCAGUAAGAUCCGUGCUCCCACUGCCAUGAAGAAAUUUGAAGAUUCUGUUAAGGCCAAGAAACCUGUGAGGUCCAUGAUUGAGACACGGGGUGAAAAACCCAAGGAAAAAGCAAAGAGUAGUAAAAAGAAAGGGACCAAGAAGGAAGGUUCUGAUGGCCCUUUGGCUACCAGCAAAGCAGUCCUUGCAGAAAAAUCAGGUCUUUCAGUAGGACCUGAAAAUGGAGAACUUUCCAAGGAGGAGCUGAUACGCAGGAAGCGAGAAGAGUUCAUUCAGAAGCAUGGAAGGGGUAUGGAGAAGUCCAGCAAGUCCACGAAGUCAGAUGCUCCAAAGGAGAAGGGCAAAAAAGCACCCCGGGUGUGGGAACUGGGUGGCUCCACCAACAAGGAAGUCCUGGAUUACAGUACUCCCACGACCAAUGGAACCUCUGAGGCUGCUUUGUCUGAGGAUAUCAACUUGAUUCGAGGGACUGGGCCUGGGGGGCAGCUUCAGGAUCUGGAUUGCAGCAGCUCAGAUGAUGAAGGGGCCGCUCAAAAUUCCACCAAGCCUAGUACUACCAAGGGGACCCUGGGUGGCAUGUUUGGGAUGCUGAAGGGCCUCGUGGGGUCCAAGAGCCUGAGUCGUGAAGACAUGGAAUCUGUGCUGGACAAGAUGCGAGACCAUCUCAUUGCUAAGAACGUGGCUGCAGAUAUUGCUGUCCAGCUGUGCGAAUCUGUUGCCAACAAAUUGGAAGGGAAGGUGAUGGGAACAUUCAGCACGGUGACUUCCACAGUAAAGCAAGCGCUACAGGAGUCCCUGGUGCAGAUUCUGCAGCCACAGCGUCGUGUAGACAUGCUCCGGGACAUCAUGGAUGCCCAGCGACGCCAGCGUCCUUAUGUUGUUACCUUCUGUGGUGUUAACGGAGUGGGGAAGUCUACUAAUCUCGCCAAGAUUUCCUUCUGGCUGUUAGAGAAUGGUUUUAGUGUCCUCAUUGCUGCCUGUGAUACAUUUCGUGCUGGGGCAGUGGAGCAGCUACGUACACAUACCCGGCGUUUGAGUGCCCUACACCCACCAGAGAACCAUGGUGGCCGUACUAUGGUGCAGUUGUUUGAAAAGGGAUAUGGCAAGGAUGCUGCUGGCAUUGCCAUGGAAGCCAUUGCCUUUGCACGUAACCAGGGAUUUGAUGUGGUGCUGGUGGAUACGGCAGGCCGCAUGCAGGACAACGCACCCCUGAUGACUGCCCUGGCGAAACUCAUAACUGUCAAUACACCUGACUUGGUGCUGUUUGUGGGAGAGGCCUUAGUGGGCAAUGAAGCCGUGGACCAGCUGGUCAAGUUCAACAGAGCCUUGGCUGAUCAUUCUAUGGCUCAAACACCUCGGCUCAUUGAUGGCAUUGUCCUUACCAAAUUUGAUACCAUUGAUGACAAGGUGGGAGCUGCUAUUUCUAUGACGUAUAUUACAAGCAAACCCAUCGUUUUUGUGGGCACCGGCCAGACCUACUGUGACCUACGCAGUCUCAAUGCCAAGGCUGUGGUGGCUGCCCUCAUGAAGGCUUAAUGUGGCUCUUGCCCAAUACCAAAUCGCCGCAUCUCCCCACAAUCCCCUAUUCCUGUAUCAAGAAUGUGCUUUAGAGUAUGAGAGCAACUUGUCUUCAGUGUAAUACAAAGGCAGAGUGAGAGGAACUCCAGGGGCUUGUGGCUUUAACCACAGUCCUGGUUCAGCCUAGCCUCUACCUGCAAAGAGGGCCUAAUCAUGUUACAAUCACUGCCCACCGACCCCACCCCCACGGGCCUCCCCCUUCCUACUCAGGCAUCCCCUUCACUCUGCUUACAGAUAGCUUUGACUCAUUACAGCUUUGACCAAUAGUUGGGAGUCCUGACACCAGAGCUUUGCUAACUAGCAUGGUCAUAGAGCCAGUCUGAGCCUAAUGAGCAGUUUGAAGUCCUAGCUCCAUUAGGUUAACAGACUUCCAAAGCCAGCUCUGGAUCUUAAAUGGCACCCCUCUCUAGGAUAUAUAGCUUGUGGGUCCCUGGGGGCAGGGUGACAACCACCUCACUGUGGCAAUGUAUGGCCUGUUAAUUGCUGCUAAUUCUAGUAUGUCUCCUACCCCAUUGUUUCCUCCAAAUACCAACUAGGCCAGAGUGAUUUGUUACAGAUAAAAGAUGAGUCCCACCUCCCUUAGGAAUAAGGGAGCUGACUGCAGUGUUGUGUUGGGCUUCUUCCCAAAUCCAGAUAGAAGCUUUGCAUGUUCCCCUUCCUGGGAGAAAACCAACUGUCAGAACGGUGUAUGUUGCCCUUGCCCCAUCCCCUUCACUUCUUGAGUGGUCCUGGCUUUUCCUCACUCUCUACAGUGCCUGUAGACAAGUGCUACAUGAAGAAUACAAAUCUCUUGUUAAGACUUGUCCUGUAGCUUGGUAUUACAGAUGUGCUAUUAGUGCAAUAGGUGAAGGCUGUCUGCCCAGAGAAGUACAUAAUUUAUAUAAGAAAAUAAAUUUGAUAAAUAAUUGCC